Molecule: messenger RNA, 2244 nt
Organism: Schistosoma intercalatum
Lineage: Eukaryota; Metazoa; Platyhelminthes; Trematoda; Strigeidida; Schistosomatidae
Source: the annotation of a GenBank genome assembly
AUUAUCUUUAUUAUUUCAACCAAUCUUACAAUCAAUGUUAUUUUUUAAUUCAAAUGUAUCUUAUGUAACUGGUCGGAUUGUAAAUAAACCAUAUACAUUUAAUUAUCAAUUCAAUAAAUUCUUUUCUAGUAGUAUAAAGUCAAGUACUAUAUUCUAUCAACCUUUAAUAAUUCCAUUUAUUUCAAAAUUGGAUUAUAAUAGUGAAUUGAAACGAAGACAAAUAAGAAGUAUACCAAUUAGAUCAUUCAUUACGUCAAAUAAAUGUCCACAAAGUACUUCGAAACAAAAAAAUACAUUCCUAUGGAAAAUUUCCACUAAGCCAACUUCAUUCCUUUUUGGUACAUUACAUGUAGCUUAUACACAUGUUUGGUCACAAAUUGAUCCUGUAGUAAAAACAAGUUUUGCUCAAUCAGAUAUUGUCUAUUUUGAACUAGAUUUAACUAAUCCCGUUACAUUAGCUGAAUUGAGUGAUUGCCAAGUGUUACCUAAAAAUCAAACAAUCACAAAUCUACUUAAACCAGACUUAAUUAAACGUUUAGAUCGAUAUUUAAAUAACCUUCGUCAUAUGAUUAGUGUAUGGAUUGAACCUGAAAAGAAAGUUUUUGCAUCAUAUCUAUAUGAGACAUUGACAAAAGAUUGGAAAGAAAAAAGACCUAUAUGGCUUUUAUUAUUAUUAAAUAGUUUAACCAGGAGUGAAAUAUUCGAUCGAGGUGUACCCGUACUGGAUUUAUUUCUAGCACAAGAAGCCCAACGACUAGGUAAACAACAUGGUGCAGUGGAACAAGUAAAUGACCAAUGUGAACCAUUAAAUCGAAUAAAUGUUCAUCAGGUAACAUUUGCACUUGAAAUAACAUUGAAUAACUUAGAAAAUGCUAAUCACCCUAUGAAACAUUUGACUAACUAUUUUAACAACGUUAAUCAUAACGAUCGUGUGAGUAGUCAUAAUAGCAGUAGCAAUAAUAAAUACCCAUCAAACACGAAAGUUUUAUUCAAUACAUGGAAUGAACAAAUAAAUGAUACAUUAAUUACUAAUCAAAAACGUAGACCAAUUCAACAAACAGAUGUAUUCAGUAGUCCAACAGAACGAUUAAUUGAACAUUAUAAUUGCGGUGAUUUGAAUGAAACAUUAUCUAGAAUGUCUUUAACCCAAACUACACCAUCAGAUUCUGUGUUAUUGUCAACUUCGUCGUCAGAUUACACUACAACAAUGAAUGAAACAAAUACAAUUUCUCCUGUUACUAUGAUUCGUAAAAACGCCACAAUACAACAACAGAAAUUUCCCAAUAAGGUGAAUAACAUUUCGAAACCACAUAGUUUUCGUACCCAAUCAUCAACAUCAUCACAAUCAACAUCAAGUUACUUCAUUGACAAAGAAAUAGCAAACUUGUUAAGCCCAAGUCAAGUUCAAACGCUUAUUGAUUUGGAGAAGUAUUUAAAUGAAGAACUGAUAGUUAGACGUAAUGAGCGAAUGGCUCAUGAGAUAAUCAGUAAAUUAAAACUUGCUGAAUCAUUAAAUCAAUCGGCAUUUUUUGCAUUAGGCGCAGCACAUUUUAUAGGAAGUGGAGAGACAAUUAUUGAUCAUUUACGUAAAGCUGGUUACAUCAUUAUUCCAGUUCCACAACAGAAUACAAUGAGAAGUGAAGUGAGAAUAAGUGAAAUUUCAGAAAAACCAUUAAAAUUUGAAAAAUUCAACAAAAUGUCGAAGUAAGUGAAUAAGUUAUACAUUCAUAAAUAAACAUUUAUUAGCAGAAAAAGAAGUUAAUUUAAUCUGUGCAAUAUAACAGAAUAAUACAUUGAAUCUAUAUAGUCGUAUCUUUGAUUAACGAAGAAACAAAUAGAACUAAACGAUGGCAUAUUUCCUAUUAGAGAACAAGAUGUCCCCGAAUUCCGGCCGAAAUACGUGAAAUUUGAUAACUCAUGGAUUAAAAUCGAAGACUUUAAACCAAGAACUUUGGUUAACUACAAUUAUACAUCUACGUCUAAUAUGGUUGAACAAUCGUCCAAACUAUUUGCACUAGAAACAAAUGUGAAGUAUUCAACGAAUAAACACAAACGACUUCAACAGCUACAACAUACCAAUAAGCACGAAUCAAAGAAUCAAAAAGGUUUCCAAUUACUAGUUAGCGCUUCAAAUAGACUCCAUCAUACGUUAGCCAUUAGAACAAAGACAAACAUUAUCACGAACCAAUGUAUAUUAUUUUAUACAGCAUAUAUAUUAAAACUAUUCUAAAUAUAAGAUUUGAU